This is a messenger RNA of Thlaspi arvense, 1890 nucleotides long. NCBI's taxonomy places the organism in Eukaryota, Viridiplantae, Streptophyta, Magnoliopsida, Brassicales, Brassicaceae. The record is from the annotation of a GenBank genome assembly.
CGUCAAUCCCAAAACACAUCCCAAAGUACAACAAACACAAACUUCUUCUUUGUCUCUCUACCUCAAUUCCUCUCUCCUGAUUUCGUUUUUUCUCUCCAAACAACAAGAAAAACUUACAAUAUGGCCGUAGACUCGAGUCUCUCUUCGCCGUUAGGACCUCCGGUAUGUGAAAAAGACGCAAAAGCCCUCCGUUUCAUCGAGGAAAUGACGCGAAACGCAGACGCGGUUCAAGAAAACCUCCUGGCGGAGAUCUUGAGACGCAACGCUGAAACCGAGUACCUCCGCCGCUUCAACCUCGGUGGUGCCACCGACCGUGAUAUCUUCAAAUCGAAGAUUCCGAUUAUCACCUACGAAGAUCUCCAGCCGGAGAUUCAACGCAUUGCUGACGGAGAUUCCUCUCCCAUCUUAUCCGCCCAUCCCAUCUCCGAGUUCCUCACCAGCUCGGGAACCUCAGCUGGAGAGAGGAAGCUCAUGCCCACCAUUAGAGAAGAGCUCGACCGUCGUCAGCUUCUUUAUAGUCUCCUCAUGCCUGUCAUGAAUUUGUAUGUGCCAGGGUUAGACAAAGGAAAGGGAUUGUACUUCUUGUUCGUUAAGUCAGAAACAAAGACACCAGGUGGACUACCCGCUCGACCGGUCCUAACCAGCUACUACAAGAGUGAUCACUUCAGGUCCCGACCGUACGACCCAUAUAACGUCUACACAAGUCCCAACGAAGCCAUUCUCUGUCCCGACUCCUUCCAAAGCAUGUACACUCAGAUGCUUUGUGGCCUCCUUGACCGCCUUUCUGUUCUCCGUGUGGGCGCGGUUUUUGCCUCCGGUCUCCUCCGAGCCAUCCGCUUCCUCCAGCUCCAUUGGUCUAGAUUCGCUGAUGACAUCGAGUCAGGUUCUCUUAACUCAGAGAUAACUGACCUCUCUAUAAGACAGUGUAUGUCUUAUAUUCUCAAACCGGACCCUCACCUGGCAAAGUUCAUCCGCCAGGAGUGUGAGUCCGAAAACUGGGAACGAAUCAUCACCCGAAUAUGGCCCAACACUAAGUACCUUGAUGUCAUUGUGACCGGAGCCAUGGCUCAAUAUAUCCCAACAUUGGAAUACUAUAGUGGUGGUCUUCCUAUGGCUUGCACCAUGUACGCCUCCUCCGAGUGUUACUUUGGUUUGAAUCUUAACCCAAUGAGCAAACCAUCCGAAGUUUCAUACACCAUUAUGCCCAACAUGGCUUACUUCGAGUUCAUCCCUCUUGGCGGUUCCAAGGCUGUUGAACUCGUUGAUGUAAAGAUCAGUAAAGAGUACGAACUCGUUGUCACCACCUAUGCCGGUCUAUGUCGAUACCGAGUUGGUGACAUUCUUAGAGUCACAGGGUUUCAUAACUCAGCACCUCAGUUUCACUUCGUGAGGAGGAAAAACGUCCUCCUAAGCAUUGAUUCAGACAAGACAGACGAGUCUGAGCUUCAAAAAGCAGUGGAGAAUGCAUCAAAGCUGCUUCUCACAGAGUGUGGCACACGCGUAGCUGAAUACACUAGCUACGCGGACACAAGCACGAUCCCGGGCCACUACGUCUUGUACUGGGAGUUAUUAGUGAGGGACGGGGCAAAGCAGCCGAGUGAGGAAACCCUGACUCGGUGCUGCCUCGAAAUGGAAGAGUCGUUGAACUCGGUGUACCGACAAUGCCGAGUUGCAGACAACUCGGUUGGACCGUUGGAGAUCAGGGUGGUGAGAAAUGGAACGUUCGAGGAGUUGAUGGAUUACGCCAUCUCAAGAGGCGCGUCAAUUAACCAGUACAAGGUACCAAGGUGCGUUAACUUCACACCCAUUGUGGAGCUACUUGAUUUUAGGGUUGUGUCGGCGCAUUUUAGCCCAGCAUUACCGCAUUGGACGCCGGAGAGGAGGAGAAGA